UUUCAGACAGGAGCUCCCUUUAAUGAAUCCUUGUUUUCCUGACUGCAGCUCUCUUCAUUCUGCCAUUCUUUUCCAGCUCCAUGAUGAUCCUGCAGGUUUCAGGGGGGCCCUGGACAGUGGCUCUGACAGCAUUACUGAUGGUGCUGCUCAUAUCUGUGGUCCAGGCCGCGGCCACUCCAGGAUGCUCUUACUUUUCUGGUCCGAAUUUAUACCAACACCCUGAGAGGAAGGACUGCAAAGAACGGCAGGAAUGCUAUGCGUUCAGUGGGACUCAGCGCUUUGUGGACGGGCUCAUCUACAACCGGGAGGAAUACGUGCAUUUUGACAGCGCAGUGGGGGAGUUCCUGACAGUGAUGGAGCUGGGGCGGCCCAUGGCCGAGUGCUUGAACAGCCAGAAGGACUUUAUGGAACGCAAGCGAGCCGAGAUGGACACGCUGUGCAGACACAAGUACGAGCUGAUGGAGCCACUCAUCCGGCAGCGCCGAGGAGACGUAACCAUAACUGCUGUUAGGGGGUGUUGGACGACGAUUCUUUCUGACUACUUCCUGCUGAAAAGGGGCGUCGUGUUGGGGAGCUGCAGUUGGGGCUCCUCCUGAGGUUGAUCUAAGGCUUCUUGGAAGAAUGGCAUGUCCGUGUGUGGCUUUGUUUGCAGCACUAUUUGAAGUUUGAUUGCUUCUAGAAGAAAAGAGAUAAAUUUUACAUGAAGGUUUAAAAUAUAGGGUUACCAUAUGAGUAUUAAGAUUACCACCUACAGACCACAACUAUGACAGUAGAGUUUGAUCCGUGUUAGUUACACCAACGUAUUGUAAUACUGGCUUGUCUCCACUAGAUGUCGCUGUAUAUUACUAGAAACGUUAAUAUAAAAGCAACACUUCCUUUGAGAAAAACAUGUAUUUCCCCCUCGACUUGCUAUUAGGUCAUAAUUUUAGGUUUAGGCCAUUCUUUAUAGCUUAUGAUAUGAUUGGGAGGAAAACGUUAUUGGGUGGCUAAAAUAACUUUGGUGUUAAUCUUGGCAAUUCCUUUCUCUUAAUUAUUAAGUUCCUUAAUUAUUAAAUUAUUUCAUGACUUUCACAGACCCUUUUACUACAUACUCAACUUUCUGACUUGUCUUAAACAUCCUUCCUUUAAACAACCAGUUUUUAAACAACCAGUCAUUUCCUUUUAGGACAAGAAUUUACUAUACAAGAUCCUUUCUUAUAUAAAAUAUCUUUCUUUGUAACCUUCUUUCCAUAGCUUAGAGUGCACCAUAUUACCAAUCUUCAAUAAAAAGUCCUAUCAAACUUAGUGAUAGUAAAAUUUUCAUGCUUACUUCUUGUCUGUAACUAUUACUCCUGCUAUAAGCAAAACAAACUUGACCAAAUCCUUCCUGCAAUUAUUAAUUCCGUC
This is a messenger RNA of Pongo pygmaeus (Bornean orangutan), 1386 nucleotides long. Its product is annotated as HLA class II histocompatibility antigen, DP beta 1 chain-like. NCBI's taxonomy places the organism in Eukaryota, Metazoa, Chordata, Mammalia, Primates, Hominidae. Gene Ontology annotation, biological process: antigen processing and presentation; immune response. Bases 81 to 596 code for a protein of 171 amino acids. The record is from RefSeq and is a predicted model, not a curated record. Gene Ontology annotation, cellular component: membrane; MHC class II protein complex. The transcript has 4 exons.